Messenger RNA from Apaloderma vittatum (bar-tailed trogon), 738 nucleotides. Its product is annotated as adiponectin-like. Gene Ontology annotation, molecular function: protein binding. The record is from RefSeq and is a predicted model, not a curated record. The transcript has 2 exons. Lineage: Eukaryota; Metazoa; Chordata; Aves; Trogoniformes; Trogonidae.
AUGAGAGGCCCAUCAGGCUUCCUCCUUUGCUUGCUGCUGCUGGUGACCACCUGUCGCAGAGAGGUUGUUGCCCAGGAGGUCCAGCCUGAUCCCAAAAUGUCAUGUGCCAACUGGAUGGGCGGAAUGCCCGGUCACCCUGGCCACAACGGACUGCCCGGCCGGGACGGGAAAGAUGGAGUGGAGGGACCAAAGGGAGAGAGAGGAUUCCCAGGUUAGUGCGGAACGAGGGGUGCACCUGGUCGGCCAGGCCUUGAUGGCCCCCCAGGACCUAUGGGAAUUCCUGGAGCCCCAGGGCCGACUGGGCCGAAGGGAGACAGCGCCUUCAUGCACCGCUCCGCCUUCAGCGUGGGGCUGACCGAGAGAGCCCCCUACCCCAACGUCCCCAUCCGCUUCAGCAAGAUCUUCUACAACAAGCAGAGCCACUACGACACCAGCACCGGCAAGUUCCUCUGCAACAUCCCCGGCACUUACUACUUCGCCUACAACCUGAUGGUCUACCUGGAGGACGUCAAGGUCAGCCUCUACAAGAACGGCAAGGCGGCGAUCAUCACCUACGACCAGUUCCAGAAGAACAACGCUGACCAGGCGAGCGGCUCCAUCCUCCUGCACCUCAACUCUGGGGACGAGGUCUGGUUGCAGGUGUAUGGGGAUGGGGACGACAAUGGCAUCUAUGCCGACAACGUCAAUGAUUCCACUUUCAUGGGCUUCCUCCUGUACCCAGACAUGGAUGACCAUUAA